ACACAACACACACACACACACACACAGAGCCCAGCUUUCCUGGCCUGAGCCCUUCUCCUGUUGAGGGUUUGGAUUCUCUCUCUGCUCCAGCAGCCACUGCCAUUUUACUGAUCCACUUCUUAUCAGGACCAAAGGAUUGCCUUGCAGAGGAGCUCAGUGUUUCCGCCGCAUGGCUCUUCCGGUCUGAUCCUUGUCGUGCAGGCCUGAGAGAAUUUACCAGCCUCCUGGGAAAGAAGUGAGGAAGCGGACGAUGGCCCACAGGAGCUAACAUUUCUUCUCUGCCAGUAGAUAUUGAGCUUCUCUCCAGAGGAUGGGCUUUCACGCUCCAGAUUGAACACAACGCAACCCACAAGUGGAAAGUGGGCAUCUUGCCAAGGUGAUUCCUAAGGCGUUCCUGCUAACCAGUGCAAACUUGAAGGUUGCUAUGGUUAUUUUCUCGUCUGUCUGGACAGUUGAUGAAAAAAGCUUGGCUUAUCCUGGUAACAAGCAGCUUUUGUGGAAGUGCUGGAGAAUGAGACGGUGACACGGCUCAGUGAAUCUCCUCGGUUUAGUCCUGUGUGUUCAAAAUGUCCAGCUUGAAGGCUGACAUGCUUCUGAGGCUGAAGUAGUAUUUCUGAGGACCCAAGCAACCUCCUACGGCAGAUUCACCUAGUCGGAAACGCUUCAGGUUUAUUCAUCUCCGUCUUCCUUCGGCAGCUCCAAUGUCCCACCAUUUUGUGGCGGAUUACCAACCAGUGUUGCUGGAAGAUGGCUACUUAGCUUCUUGACCACGAAAUUGGACGACGGGUCGUGCCUCAGUCCUUUCUUAUUCCUGGUUUGGGAUUUGUACAGUUUGAUUAUUAUCCCCCUUUCUUCCUUCCUUUUUUAUUACUUAUUUUCUCUACCUCAAAAGCUGAUUUGAAGAAGAAGAAAAAAUUAAACAUUUUCCAAAAACAGUUAUCAAAAAUGACAAGUCUGUUCCGACGGAGCAGCAGCAAUGGUAGCUCAAGGAACAGCUCUUCCGCCCAGGAACUCAACAACAGCCGCCCUGCUAGGCAGGUCCGGCGGCUGGAGUUUAACCAGGCGAUGGAGGAUUUCAAGACUAUGUUCCCCAAUAUGGAUUACGACAUCAUUGAAUGUGUUUUGAGGGCUAACAACGGUGCAGUGGAUGCUACCAUUGACCAGCUGCUGCAGAUGAAUUUAGAUGGCAGCGGAUGUGAUGACAGCUCUGAUUCAGAUGACAGUAUUCCUCCAGAGAUUUUGGAACGGACUCUGGAACCUGACAGCUCAGAUGAAGAGCCACCUCCUGUUUACUCUCCCCCUUCCUAUGACAUGCAUGUCUUUGACCGACAGUACCCACAGGCGCCCCCGACACCACCCCCCAGGAUUGAUAUCCAGAAUUCCAGUGGCCCACCAGCGCCACGACGGUAUCGGAACUGGAACCCCCCGUUGUUAGGCAAUCUUCCUGAUGACUUCCUUCGCAUCUUGCCCCAGCAGAUGGACAAAGUGCAGAGUUCUCAAAGCUGCCAUCAAACAACCAAAAGCCCGGGAAGCCAGAGAACCCAAGUCUCAUUGGACCAGGAGAGGAAAUGGAAGCAGUAUCUUGAAGAUGAGCGGAUUGCGCUCUUCCUCCAGAACGAGGAGUUCAUGAGGGAACUGCAGAGGAACCGGGAUUUUCUUCUGGCCCUUGAAAGAGAUCGCUUGAGGUACGAGUCAAAGAAAUCGAAGAUGAACAGCGCUGCUGUCAGCAGCGAUGUCAGUUUUUCCUCUGUAAUAUCAGACGACGUCGUUCGUUCCUUAACUGGCGUGUCCAGUGGUGCCGUCUCCGAAGAUGCCUUAUUCAGAGACAAAUUAAAACACAUGGGAAAAUCAACACGCAAGAAACUGUUUGAGCUUGCCAGAGCUUUCUCAGAGAAGACCAAAAUGAGGAAGUCGAAAAGAAAACAGCUGUUAAAGCAUCAGGUGAUGGGAACAGCAGCUUCGACGGCUAAUCUGCUCGAUGAUGUUGAAGGACAUUCAUGUGAUGAAGACAGCCAAACCAGAAGGCGACCGUUACCUGUAGAAGAAGAAACGUCAAAAGAAGUGCAGUGAUGGGUAAUGUAAGAUCCUGAGCUGGCAGUUGUAAAGAAGAAAAGCCAAGUAAGCGGAGAAUUGGAAGAUGACGGAGUAAAAGGAAUGGUUCUCAGGCUGAAGCUGCAUUCCAGCCCUGGAGUUGUCGGAUGCUUCCGAAACGAAGUUACAAGCAUUGUAUAAUGUCAAGGCACACAACAUUUUCUUACCGAUGGGUUUGAAAACAUUUCUGGGUUGUAGGGUGUUUUUAUUUCCUUUCUUCUUCCUCAGUCUGAGAGAUGACAUUAACAGCUGAUCUGGGUGUUUUUUUCUAUGCCGUUUUUUUGCCAUUGGAGAAUGAAUUUUCAACUCCAAAUGACGCGUCGAGGCCCUUUCUUUCUUUGUUACACAGUGCUGUUCAGGUGUAUAAAUGAAAAAAGGAUGCUGAUGUUUAAAUUUUUCAAACCCUCUCUCUUUUAGUAACAGAUAUGUGCCCUUUGUCAAGGUACGGGAUGGCCACCGCAUUUUGUUGUAUGGUUGAUGAUCUCUUUUUUUAUUAUUAUUAUUUUUGUUAUUACUAUACGACUGUUGCUGCUGAUAGAAAAGAAGCCCAAAUUAAGGUAAUACCCAGCCAUCUCUGUUCAAAACGAUAUAAAUUUCGCUCUCGGAAAAAGGUGGAGAACCAAAAGCGUCGCAUAAUGGGUUCGUCCUUGAGUUGGUCCUCAGUUUCUUUUUUUAAGCGGAUUUAAUAUCCACCCAUCAUGAAGCCAUCUCUCCCCGCCCCAUUGCUUUGGUGUGAUUGCUCUUCUGAAUAUCAUGUUCCUUGUAUUGCUGAAAAAUGAGGUUGAAAAAUAGAAUUGAUGUAGCAGGUUCAUAUUCACUAUAUUCUCCAUUUGUGCUUUGGGUGGUUUAGGGCUCUUUUGCAACAUUGCAAUGAGAGCCUCAGCCGUGUUUCAUACUGUGUUGAGGAAAUGUUUGAAAGGCUGGUAUCUUCCCCUCCAAUUCGGCAAAGGUAAUCCUUUAUCUUCCCACGUUUUCAGCUAUUUUUAAAAUGUCCUGGUUUCUCUCUCUUCCUCCCAUGUUUCCCCCUUUGUCCUCAGCCUACUUCAGUUGCUGCAAAUGGAGUUUAAAGUGCAAAAGGAGUUUGCACUCGGUAUUUCACUAGAGGAGGAAAGUCUAGCCAUUUCCAGUUGGCUCAAGCAAAAGCAAAUUGCUGCAACCUUUUCUGGCUAGAUCAAUAGUAAGGCGUAACAAAGCAUUGAAAGGUACUUAUACAACAGCUCCAGUUAAAUUAUUAAUUCCUCAUUAAUAACUUUGGCCAUCUUGAACACAAUCUGAUGUUGCUUGGCCCCACAUGUCCCAGUUUUCAUCUGUGAAACGUUGGAGGGUAUGUGGUGCAAGGCUUUAAGAUAGGGAAACCAUAGAAUCAUGUAGUUGGAAGAGGCGCAGGAAGACAUGACUCCCCAAAAAUGCUCACCCAACCUCUAUUUCAAAACUUCCAAAGGAGAGACGAAGGCAGUCUAUUCUGUUGGAGAAACAAUUCCUAUGCAACUGGGAUUCAGGGGCUGGGGCAUCACUUUUUAAAUAGCUACGGUUUGCCAACUCUCCCAGUGGCAUACUGGUUGGGAGGUUCUGGGAUUCACGGCCCCGAAAAAGUAAAUUUUCCAGGCAACUAGGCAACAGUUGAAUAGAAGGGGUGCACACAAUUGGCCUCGUCCGUCUGGUACCAAAUAUUUCAAACAUUAACCUCAGUUGUACGUUACGAAACUGUGUGUGAAAGGAACAAUUGCAUGAGAGUCCUGUGAGGGAAUUUGGGGUGGGAGGGGUGGUGGUGGUUUGGUUUAGAUUGGAUUUGCCUGCAUGUGGUUUGUAUUAGUUGUGGGGUUUCCCCAGCAAUCGCAGCUUCCUGGCGGUGGCUGUUUUGUGAUUUGAUUCCACAAAGGCAGGGACUCUGAACUAUGGGUUGUUGACGCUCGCUGGUACAGCAACUGCUUUGACACAGGGAGUCCUGGGUUCAAAUCCAAUAUCUCAGUGUAAAAAAAGAAUUGCCCAGGGUUGAAAUGUCCCCAGGCCUUAAAGUCCUCUCCUCGGAUCUUACACAGCAUCUACACUGCAACAAUAAUGCAGUUUGUCACUGCUUUAAUUGCCAUAGCUCAAUGCUAUAGAAUUCUGGGACUUGUCGCUUUGUGAGAUACAAAUCCCGUAGGAUGGAGCCAUUAAAGCGGUGUUAAACCACAUUCGUCCUUCUGUGUAGACCUGAACUGCAGCCCCUGAUUAGAACAGACAAUUUUGGGGACAGAACGAUCAAUGGCCUGGUUCAGCAUAAAGCAUUUUAAAUAUAUGUUUCUUGAAUCAGAGAUAGUGCUAAUAACCCGAAGGUUGUAGGUUCAAAGCCAACUCUAGCUGUUUUACUGCUGCCUUUUUAUAAAUGCAUUAACCAUUUAAGCGAUCUUGGAUCUAUAUCACAGUCCUUCCGAACGAAUACCUAGAAGAGACAUAAAGAUUUCAAGUCUUUCAUCCUUGCCAUUCUGUUGAGGUGGCACCGGUUGCUGCUGAAUGCAAAUGCAAAAUUGGGGUAGAGGUCCAGGGUCCCCUUCUUGGGCAGUAGUUCUCCUUAACAUCAUGUGAAAAACAACCUGCUUUUGCGGGAUCAUAUUUGUGCAUGGGACCUGUCCUGUGUGAUAAACUAGUGUGAAAUGUUGGAGGGUAUGCUAAGAUAGACCCUUUUGAGUCAGUGGAAUUGGCAGAAGUGUUGACUUGCUCCCAUUAAUUCAGAUCUACUCUAGCUGGGACUAGCAAAUGGAUUUAAUCCAGAGAAAGAGAGAGAUAGCACAUUGUGUGGUUUAAGCAAAACCCGCAGUGAAGUUUUUGUGUCCUCUCCUGGACCAAAGUGACAUCAGCACAAAACUUGGACAAAAGUUCAGCCUCUUGAUCUCGGCAGCCUUGGCCUUGUACGCCAUCCAAGUUUCCAGGCUGUUUUGAGGUUGAAGGGAAGGAGGGAAAUGAUACGGUUUAAAGGGACCCACAAGCUUGGGAAAUAGCCAGGGAUUAAUAAUUAUGGGGUGUGCGUCUGCGGUGGGGUGAGAGGCGACGAAUAAGAGCUGCAAAGGGACUCGCACCCUUAAGAUGGGGAACCGCAAGGCAGCCUUCCUUCUGCGCCUUGUGUAAGAACAAGGCUUAAUACUGUUUGUGGCUGGAAAUAAAACAGACACACAACUCAGGAGAGAGCCAAGGCAGCCUUAGAGCUUGGGAAAGCUGCUUUUUUUUUUUGGACUACAACAUCCAGAAUGCCCCAGCCAGCAUGGGACUUAGGCCGCAUUCCCACUUACAAAUAAAUCGCUUCCCUUGAUCUGAAUCGAUGGAUCGGUUUGGCAAGAUUUGUUCACACUACAUUUGCCCUGAUCCCAUUUUCCUAUUUGCAAAAUAAAAUAAAAUAACCUGCUUGUGGUUCACGUUGACAAAAUGAAUAGAUUCAAAAUGGACCCACUCCAGCCGACCGAAGGGCAAAUUUAAAUCAAUUCCUAUCUGCAUUUGCGUGGAAUCGAUUCAUCCAAAAAGAUGCGGAAACAAUCAGCAUCAAAAAGACACAGGUUAAACGGGUCUAGUAUAUGGCCCCCCUCUCCGAAUUGCAUCAUUUAAACCGGUUCAUUUAAACUAGUUCAAACUGAUUUGCCAUCCGGUUUAAAAGGUAGUGGGAAUGUGGCCCUUGCCGAAUUAACUGGAGGAUUCUAGGAGCUAUAGUGCAAAACCAAACCAAACCAAACCAACCAUUUCCCCAUGCUCUACAAGGAAAUAAGCUAACCUGCUUGAUGUGAGAUACUUAAGGGAUUUGUCAUAGUGUAAUAACAUGCGCAGAGAGCCAGUGUGCUCUAUUAGUUUCAGUGUUGGGUUGGAUGCUGGAAGACCAUGGAAACCCAUUGGGUGACCCUGAGCAAGUCACACUCUCUCAGCCUUAGAGGAAGGUAGUGGCAAACCUCCUCUGAACAAAUCUUGCCAAGAGAAUCCUGGGAUAGUCCAAAAAAGUUGUAUUCCAAGAUGUCAUCUUUUAUAUUUUGUGGGUGGGGAAUAUUUCCUCCCAAAAAGCAUGAUGUAGAUAACACAUCUCUUUAGCGAUGUGCUGGAAAGUGGAUUUGAACCUGGGUCUCCUAUAGUAACUCCCAACACCAAUGGACUGUUGAAGCUGCUCAUUGCUAUUGCUAAUAAAAAACAGAGACUUGAGGCACCUUAAGUCCAGGUUGAGGGUCCUUUAUCUGGAAUUCCAAAAUCUGAAGUACUCCAAAACAACUGUUACUCAAUUAAUCCACAAUUG
Messenger RNA from Sceloporus undulatus (fence lizard), 6337 nucleotides. RefSeq names its product CUE domain containing 1 (gene CUEDC1). Bases 946 to 2070 code for a protein of 374 amino acids. The transcript has 15 exons. The record is from RefSeq and is a predicted model, not a curated record. Gene Ontology annotation, molecular function: ubiquitin binding. NCBI's taxonomy places the organism in Eukaryota, Metazoa, Chordata, Lepidosauria, Squamata, Phrynosomatidae.